This is a messenger RNA of Haliaeetus leucocephalus (bald eagle), 937 nucleotides long. It is a transcript of the gene RASSF1, whose product is annotated as Ras association (RalGDS/AF-6) domain family member 1. The annotation marks the transcript as partial. The transcript has 6 exons. Gene Ontology annotation, cellular component: nucleus; microtubule cytoskeleton. NCBI's taxonomy places the organism in Eukaryota, Metazoa, Chordata, Aves, Accipitriformes, Accipitridae. The record is from RefSeq and is a predicted model, not a curated record. Gene Ontology annotation, biological process: Ras protein signal transduction.
GACCCGCGGCUGACGGCGGCACCGGGCGCCGGGCACCGCUUCGAGCCGCGGCGCCGCGGGCUCCACACCUGGUGCGACCUCUGCGGGGACUUCGUCUGGGGCGGCGGCAGGAAGAGCCUCCAGUGCCGCCACUGCAGCUUCACCUGCCACUACCGCUGCCGGGCCCUGGUGCGGCUGGGCGGCCGCGGGCCCCCGGGCGCCGACGACGAGGACGAUGGCAGCGAGCAGGCGCUGGAGAAGGACACCAACGUGGAUGAGCCCAGCGAGUGGGAGAAGACAGAGCUGGACCAGGCGCAGGUGGAGCAGCGGAUCAAGGAGUACAACAGCCAGAUCAACAGCAACCUCUUCAUGAGCCUGAACAAGGACGGCUCCUACACCGGCUUCAUCAAGGUGCAGCUGAAGCUGGUGCGCCCCGUCUCGGUGCCGGCCACCAAGCGGGUCCCCUCCCUGCAGGCGGGGCGGCAGGGGCCGCGCACCCAGGGGGUGAAGCGCCGCACGUCCUUCUACCUGCCCAAGGGGACCGUCAAGCACCUGCACAUCCUCUCGCACACCCGCGCCAGCGAGGUCAUCGACGCCCUCCUCCGCAAGUUCACCGUCGUCGACAACCCCCGCAAGUUUGCCCUCUUCGAGAGGUCCGAGAAGGAUGAGCAAGUGUACCUGCGGAAGCUGGCUGAUGAGGAGCAGCCCCUGCGCCUGCGGCUGCUGGCCGGCCCCAGCGAGAAGGUGCUCAGCUUCGUCCUGAAGGAGAAUGAGACCGGGGAGGUGAACUGGGACGCCUUCACGCUGCCGGAGCUGCACAACUUCUUGCGCAUCCUGCAGCGGGAGGAGGAAGAGCACGUGCGCCGGCUGCGGCACCGCUACGCUCGCUGCCGCCAGAAGAUGCAGGAGGCUCUGGCCACGCGCACCCCGGGGUGACCGCGAUGACCGCGCCCGCGGC